This is a messenger RNA of Lucilia sericata (common green bottle fly), 2557 nucleotides long. It is a transcript of the gene TBPH, whose product is annotated as TAR DNA-binding protein 43. The coding region runs from base 144 to 1874 and encodes 576 amino acids. Lineage: Eukaryota; Metazoa; Arthropoda; Insecta; Diptera; Calliphoridae. The record is from RefSeq and is a predicted model, not a curated record. Gene Ontology annotation, molecular function: RNA binding. The transcript is spliced from 6 exons. Gene Ontology annotation, cellular component: nucleoplasm. Gene Ontology annotation, biological process: regulation of gene expression.
ACUCGCAUAGAGUAAAAACAAAUGACUUUUUCUAACAACAGAAAAAAAUCUCAAUUUUGAUAUACUUAAGAAUUUUAUUGUGUAUAAAUUCCAAUUAUCAGUAAAAUUAAGUGGCCGCUUGCAAUUUUAAAAAUUAAGUGAUAAUGGAAUUUAUACAAGUAGUAGAAGAAGAUGGAGAUGAUCCCAUUGAAUUGCCAACAGAAGAUGACGGCAGUCUGCUGUUGUCAACUUUGCAGGCUCAGUUUCCUGGUGCUUGUGGUCUCAAAUAUAUUAAUGAAGAAACUAAAUGCUUUCGUGGAGUGCGCUCAAAUGAGGGUAAAUUCUUUCCACCAUACACUGAAACCGGUUGGGGUACACACAUAUACCAUUGUGUGUUUCCUAAGGAAAAUAAACGUAAAAGUGAUGAUCACUUAGAGAAUUCGACAGCCAAAACAAAACGCAUAGAGUCGAGAGCGCGUUGUACAGAUUUAAUAGUGUUAGGACUGCCUUGGAAGACAACAGAGGAAAGUUUGCGUACGUAUUUUGAGACGUAUGGUGAAGUAUUAAUGACACAAAUAAAGAAAGAUGUCAAUUCGGGACAAUCAAAGGGUUUUGGUUUUGUGCGCUUCGGUUCGUACGAUGUGCAAGGAAGAGUUUUAUCAACAAGACAUUUAAUCGAUGGACGCUGGUGUGAGGUUAAAGUGCCCAAUUCUAAAGGUAUGGUUCAUCAAGUACCUUGUAAGGUAUUUGUAGGACGUUGCACUGAAGAUAUAAAUGCAGAAGAUUUGAGAGAGUAUUUUUCAAAAUUCGGUGAAGUUACUGAUGUUUUUAUACCCAAACCGUUUCGAGCAUUUAGUUUUGUAACAUUUCUGGAUCCCGAUGUGGCGCAGUCACUGUGCGGUGAGGAUCAUAUUGUAAAGGGUGUUUCUGUGCAUGUGUCAAAUGCUGCUCCUAAGGCUGAACAAAUCCGCAACUCUAUGCAAAAUUUCCAAACAGUUGGUGGCCGCAAUGCUCCCGGCUCGAAUACUCUGAUGGGACCUCAUCAAGAUUCCAUGAAUUAUGGUGAUGCUCGUGGCGGAGGAGGUGGCGGUGGUAGUAUAGUGGAUCAUCCUAGAAAUUCGUUUAAUAAUCGAGGUGUUGGAGACAAUAAUGGCAUGAAUCAGAAUGCCAUUUUAGGCAUGAGAGGUUAUGGCAUGAACACGAAUAGUUACAGCGGUGGUGGCAACAACUCAUUUGGCAAUCCAUUAGGCAAUAACAUGGGCGGCAUGAACGGCAAUAUGCUCAUGGGCAACAACUCGGGUCCCGGUGGUCCCCCUAUGAAUCGUUCCGACAACAUGUCCGGACCAUACCAAAGAGGCAACCGAGGAAAUUAUGUAAAUAAUCAUAUGGUGGGGCCGCAUGGACCCCAUGGCGGUAACAACAAUAGCAGCUGGAAUAACAAUCAUAAUCGAAAUUUAGAUAUGCCAAAUCUGCAGACUUUAGGAAUUAAUUCUCAGGGACCUAAACCAACGUCUGCAGCCCAAAAUUUGAAUAAUUCAUUGGGUGUGGGACUGAACCUAAAUUCGUUACCCAUGAAUCCAGCCAUAGUGGCAGCAGCGCUCAAUCAAUGGAGUAUUUUAGGUAAUCAAUUACAAAAUCAACCUCAAGAUCAGACUGGUAAUUUUCUCUCAUGGAUGGCUCACACAAAUAAUGCGGGCAACAGCAAUAACAUGCAUGGUAACAAUCCCAACAAUAAAGUGAGCAACAAUGGCAACAGGUCUCCCUCAGUGAAUCAACCGUCGACCGGUUCGCCUUGCAAUGAUGCUUCGCAAAAUGGUAGCGCGUCGAAUGUCUCAAAAGGCGGCAGUUGGUCCAGACCUAAUAACAGUUUACCCGAAAAUCCGAGUUUUAUCUAAACCAUCCCUCAACACUACCAGCAAGCAAAUGUUGGUGAGAAAAUGGCCUCCCACUUUUAAUGAAUGAAUGACAAAGUUGCCUGCAUACACUCAUAUAUCCAUAUGGCAAAUAAGUUGGAUUUUUUCCUCAUAAGUACCAGCAGAAGAGUUACUACCCAAUUCGUUCCAAAGCUGGCUAAUUUAAAUGUUUAGCUUGUGCGCAUCGUUUUACGUGGUAGCUCUUUCUAGUGGCAAUCGAUUUAAAGAAAAAAUUAAAAAAAAAACUUAUCAUGUAUAUCUAGUGUUUAGUUCUACCAUUAGUUUAAGUGAAAACAUAAAAAAUGUAUCUUUAAAAUAUAUUUAAAGUAAAGCGACAAGAUGAUCAACAACCAUAUAACAAGAUUUUGUAAAAUAUUUCUUAUUUUUAAUAAUAUUAACUGCCUGUUCCUGUAAAUGAAAACGAAAUUUCCAUUCUUUACAAAUACGUAUGAGAAAGGAAGUUUCCGUUCGCUUUUAGACGAAGAGGUCCUAACUGUCGUAAUUUAUUGCGAAAUAAAUUUGUAAGGAACUCAAAACGUUUGUUUUAGAAAAAGUAUUUAUUUUUAAUACAACUAUAUUACAAGAUGUCUAUUUGUAAUAUUAGUUUUAUUGUGAAUGUUACUUAAAAAUAAAUAAUGCCAUUUAUUUCUUGCUGUUAAGAAUGA